Psilocybe cubensis is the source of this 648-nucleotide messenger RNA. RefSeq lists its product as uncharacterized. Bases 1 to 648 code for a protein of 215 amino acids. NCBI's taxonomy places the organism in Eukaryota, Fungi, Basidiomycota, Agaricomycetes, Agaricales, Agrocybaceae. The transcript is spliced from 4 exons. The record is from RefSeq and is a predicted model, not a curated record.
AUGCCGACCUACCCCAACGAUAUCAGCUCAAUUCAUUCAAAAUAUGGAACCCCUGAAACCAUAGGAGCAAUCGAUUUGACCCAGCAAAUUGUGGCCGGCACUGAAAUCGAUAGCGAGAACGUCGCAGAUGCCAAAGCUAGUGCACAGGCGCUUUGCGUGCUACAAACCGUUGGAAAGCACCCAUUUUUGACAGACGAAGUGGUAAAAGGCGCAGAGCUUCGUGCCGUGGCAGUUGAAAAUAUCCAUGCCACGCUUGAGUACACUGCUACUCCUGCUGACAUUGUGGCGAUUCUUCACGGACUCCGUGACGACAUAAACGGAAUCCGUACUGAAGUGAACGGAAUACGUACGGAAGUGAAUGGACUCAGUGGACUCUGUGCCGGCAUAAACAGACUCCGUACUGAAGUGAACAGACUACGUACGGAAGUGAAUGGACUCAGUGGACUCCCUACUGAAGUGAACAGACUCCGUGCUGACAUGAACGGACUCCGUACUGAAGUGAACACACUUCGAACCGACAUCCAAUUAGGGUUUGUACAAUCCAACAACAUCAAGAUCAAAUUAGAAACAAAUCAGUCCCCACAGGAGAGUAUUCACCAGUUCAGAAAGUUAUACCUGGGCCAGGUCUUGACAAGGCCCAAGGGCUGA